Salvia miltiorrhiza (redroot sage) is the source of this 1844-nucleotide messenger RNA. Its product is annotated as pectinesterase-like. The coding region runs from base 113 to 1681 and encodes 522 amino acids. The record is from RefSeq and is a predicted model, not a curated record. The transcript is spliced from 2 exons. NCBI's taxonomy places the organism in Eukaryota, Viridiplantae, Streptophyta, Magnoliopsida, Lamiales, Lamiaceae. Gene Ontology annotation, biological process: cell wall modification. Gene Ontology annotation, molecular function: pectinesterase inhibitor activity; pectinesterase activity.
AUAAAAGCUGCCCCUAUAAAUAUAACGACUCCAAUUCCUACACCCUAACUAUUUGUAACAUUAUUUUAGCUUCAUCACAAAAUCUCUCUCUUCUCUCUCUCUCUCUCUCUGCAUGGAUAAACGACUUUCUACUCUUGCAAUAUUCCUAUAUUUUCACAUACUUUUGUCACAUUUUAGAUUGGCAAAAUGUGGCAAUGCAACGACCUCAAUUUGCACCCACACACCUCACCCCGAACUCUGCAACACUCUGCAAACCACCUUCUCUGAUGAAACCCUAGAUAAAAACGACGUCGAUUUAGGCCAGCUAAGCCUUAGAGAAACCCUAGCACAAGCUGCAAAAGCCCACAAGCUCAUCUCAGAGAUGGAGUGGAGUUCAUUCGAUGAGCUAGGGCGAUCAGCGUGGGAUGACUGCUUGGAGCUCUAUCAAGACACAAUCUACCAACUCAAUCGAUCCAUCGUCUCCAAAAUUGAUGCACAAACAUGGUUGAGUGCAGCCAUCGCCAAUGAGCAAACAUGCCAUAGUGGAUUUCUUGAUUUCAACAUGUCCUCGCAUUUGGAAUCCUUACAAAUCAUGCUUGCUGACUACUCCAAAACCCUAGCCAAUUCACUAGCCAUCAAUAAGGCCAUAUCGUCUUCAUCUACCUCUAAGCAGAAGAGAGAUAGUGACUAUUUCCCCGAUUGGGUUUCGGCCCGUGACCGGAGGCUGCUCCGCUCAUCGGGUGGGUCCAUCAAGGCCGAUAUCAUGGUGGCGCAAGACGGCUCCGGCGACUACACGACGAUUUCUGAGGGUUUGGCUGCGGCUAAGCGAAGAGGAGGAGGGUUAAGGAGGUUUGUUAUAUAUGUGAAAAAGGGUGUUUAUAGAGAAAACGUUGAGAUCAAGAGAUCGAUGAAGAAUUUGAUGUUGAUUGGAGAUGGGAUUGAUGCAACUGUUGUUAGUGGUGAUAGGAAUGUUCAAGAUGGCUUCACCACUUUCCGCUCUGCAACUUUUGCUGUCUCCGGCGGAGGCUUCAUUGCAAGGGGCAUGACGUUCGAGAACACCGCCGGAGCCCAUAAACACCAAGCGGUGGCCCUCCGGUCGGGGUCCGACUUCUCCGUGUUCUUCGAGUGUAGUUUCAAGGGCUACCAAGACACCCUCUACGUCCACUCCCAACGACAGUUCUACCGCGACUGCGACGUCUAUGGCACGGUGGACUUCAUCUUCGGGGACGCGGUGGCGCUCCUCCAAAACUGCAACAUCUACGUGAGGAGACCCAUGAUGAACCAGAAAAACACCGUCACCGCCCAAGGGAGAAAAGACCCUAACGAAAUCACGGGCAUCGUCAUCCAUAACUCCGUCAUCACGGCGGCGCCGGACCUCAGAGGCGUGCAGAAUUCGUAUAGGAGUUAUUUAGGGAGGCCGUGGAAGGAAUACUCGAGGACUGUUUUGUCCAAGUGUAUGAUCGAUGGGGUGAUUGAUCCGGCGGGAUGGCUGCCGUGGAGUGGGGAUUUUGGUUUGUCUACUUUGUAUUAUGGCGAAUAUAUGAAUAGUGGUGUUGGUGGGAGUACUAAGGGGAGGGUCAAGUGGCCCGGAUUUCAUGUUAUACGGGAUGCGGCCGAGGCCGGAAGAUUCACCGUCCGGAACUUCCUCGCCGGAGACUCCUGGAUUCCGGCCACCGGUGUGCCGUUUACGUCUGGCCUGUGAUGGGUUUAAUUUGAUUGUGGGCAGUUGUUGUAUGAUGUAAAUGUGUUAUUUGGUUAUAUACCAUGUUGAUGUUGCUAUAGAUAAGAGAUGGGGAAGAGUGACAAAUGUACCAUGUUGUACUUACUUUUUUUAUGUUGGUGAUUGGAAUUUAAUAUUGGUUUAA